Messenger RNA from Alternaria ethzedia, 927 nucleotides. RefSeq lists its product as uncharacterized. The transcript is spliced from 3 exons. Gene Ontology annotation, molecular function: protein-folding chaperone binding; ubiquitin protein ligase activity. The record is from RefSeq and is a predicted model, not a curated record. Gene Ontology annotation, cellular component: cytoplasm. Gene Ontology annotation, biological process: cellular response to misfolded protein; proteasome-mediated ubiquitin-dependent protein catabolic process; protein polyubiquitination. Bases 1 to 927 code for a protein of 308 amino acids. NCBI's taxonomy places the organism in Eukaryota, Fungi, Ascomycota, Dothideomycetes, Pleosporales, Pleosporaceae.
AUGCCUCCGCCAGGCAACGAAUAUGCCGCCGAGCAGCUGAAGAACUCGGGCAACAAGUGCUUUAAGAAUGGCGACUACGAAGGAGCCGAGGGGUUGUACUCGCAGGCGAUUCAGAAGAACUCCGCCAACCCUCUGUUGUUCACGAACCGCGCAAAUGCGAGGCUAAAGUUGGAGAAAUGGGAAGGAGUCAUAGAUGACUGUAUACGGAGUAUUGAGCUCUUGAAGGACAACAUGAAGGCAUUCUUUUACUUGGCGCAAGCUCAACUCGCGAUUAAUCAUCCCAACGAAGCCCUAUCUUCAGCCCUCAUGGCCUACGAACUAUGCACCACCUCCGCGCAACAAACCUCCAACGCAGCCACAAUAUCCGCUCUCGUUUUGAAAUGCAAGAAAGCCAAAUGGGACAUCCGCGAGCGAGAAAGGAUACGGCGGCGUGGCGAUCUGCUCUCCGACCUUGAAAUGAUGCUGGAAACAGAGUUCAAGAAGGACAUUGAUGAGAUAGAAGCACGUAUGGAGACCGGAGAAACCAGUCGCUCAGACGGGCAAGAAGAGAAAGCAGAGCGAAAGACAGAGUUUGAGAAGAAGCGCGACGACCUCAGAACCGCAUUCGCGAUUUCCGACCCGGAGCAUCAGCAGAAACGCGAGGUCCCGGAUUACCUCGUCGAUGGCAUAACGUUUGAGAUUAUGCACGACCCGGUCGUAACUAAGAAUGGAAGAUCGUACGAGCGCGCUACGCUGAUUGAGCACCUCAAACGCAGUCCAACGGACCCGCUGACGAGAGAGACUCUUACCAUCAACGAGCUGAGACCAAACAUUGCCCUCAAGGAGGCAUGUGAAGAGUUCAUGACUGCAAAUUCUGGGUGGGUCUAUGAUUGUGAGGAGGGUGAGGUAGAUUCGGAUGCGCGCUGGGCGCACUUAUCUUCAGCUUGA